This is a messenger RNA of Cydia splendana, 2444 nucleotides long. RefSeq names its product heat shock 70 kDa protein cognate 2-like. Gene Ontology annotation, cellular component: cytosol; plasma membrane; cytoplasm. The record is from RefSeq and is a predicted model, not a curated record. NCBI's taxonomy places the organism in Eukaryota, Metazoa, Arthropoda, Insecta, Lepidoptera, Tortricidae. The coding region runs from base 190 to 2094 and encodes 634 amino acids. The transcript is spliced from 8 exons. Gene Ontology annotation, molecular function: ATP binding; ATP-dependent protein folding chaperone.
UGACGCAUUGUCAUUGUCAAAAUUUAACGUGAAUAUUGAGCAAAAAUAAUCAAAAACAACUAAAAAUUUACAUAAAAUAGCCCACAGUGGCUUAAUAUUUUUGAAUCAACCAUAACUAUCUUACAAUAUGCAGAUUUAAAGUUAGUUAGUAGGUAGACUCAUUAGGUAUAGUGACAUUCACUAGUAACAAUGACCGUCCCACCGGUGGGAAUCGACCUCGGCACGACGUACUCGUGCGUGGGCGUGUUUCAAAACGGCAGGGUCGAGAUCAUAGCCAACGACCACGGCAACAGGACCACUCCGUCUUAUGUCGCCUUCAACGAGAAUGAGAGGUUGAUAGGAGAUGCUGCUAAGAAUCAGGCAGCAACGAACCCAAAAAACACAGUUUUCGAUGCCAAGCGGUUGAUCGGAAGAAAAUUUGACGAUCCCUGUGUUCAAAAUGACCUUAAAAAUUGGCCAUUCGAAGUCAUUGCGGAAGGUGACAAGCCAAAAAUUGUCGUUGAAUACAAAAAAGAAAAAAAGAAGUUCACUCCAGAAGAAAUAUCCUCGAUGGUGUUGACAAAAAUGAAAGAAACUGCUGAAACGUAUUUAGGAGGAGCUGUAAAAGAUGCAGUUAUAACGGUCCCUGCUUACUUCAAUGAUUCGCAACGCCAAGCCACCAAAGAUGCUGGGACAAUUUCUGGACUACAUGUUCUUAGAAUUAUCAACGAGCCAACCGCUGCUGCCCUCGCUUAUGGUUUGGAUAAAAAUUUGAAAGGUGACAAGAAUGUUCUUAUAUUCGAUCUUGGUGGUGGAACAUUUGAUGUUUCAAUUCUCACGAUAUCUGAGGGAUCGCUCUUUGAAGUCCGGUCGACAUCAGGGGACACACAUUUAGGUGGUGAAGACUUUGAUAGUCGAAUGGUUGAUCACUUUGCGCAAGAAUUCGAAAAGAAAUACAAGAAAAAUUUAAGGAACAACCCUAAAUCAGUCAGAAGAUUACGCACAGCCUGCGAACGAGCGAAAAGAACUCUUUCAACUAGCACCGAAGCCAACUUGGAGGUCGAUGCAUUAUUCGAAGGCAUAGAUUUUUAUUCAAAAAUCACAAGAGCACGCUUCGAAGAGCUAAACUCUGAUCUGUUUCGAGCUACGCUGGCGCCUGUAGAGAAGGCAUUAAAAGACGCUAAAAUGAAUACAAGAGAAAUACACGAUGUCGUAUGUGUAGGCGGUUCAACGCGAAUUCCUAAGAUACAACGACUGUUGCAGGAAUUUUUCGGUGGUAAAUCCUUAAAUCUUAAUAUAAAUCCCGACGAAGCUGUCGCAUACGGUGCUGCUGUCCAAGCCGCUAUAGUCACAGGAUCCAAAGACGAGCGUAUAGCUGACGUUCUGUUGGUGGAUGUAAUACCGCUGUCUCUUGGAAUCGAGACUGCAGGAGGCGUCAUGACGAAGCUGGUUGAUAGGAACACCAGAAUCCCAAUAGAGCAGAAGCAAAUAUUUACGACUUAUGCUGAUAAUCAACCAGCAGUCACUAUUCAGAUAUACGAAGGCGAGAGAGCACUGACCAAGGAUAACAAUUUGCUAGGGACAUUUAAUCUGUCGGGCAUACCUCCUGCGCCAAGAGGUGUGCCUCAGAUUGAAGUGUCAUUUGACAUCGACGCCAACGGCAUCCUGACAGUGAAGGCCCAGGACCGAAACACUGGGCGGUCGGAGAACAUCACCAUAUCGAACGACAAGGGUCGUCUGUCUAAGAAGGAUAUCGAGAAGAUGCUACAAGACGCUGAGAAGUUCAAGAAGGAAGACGAAGCCGUGAGAAAACGCGUGGGGUUGAAGAAUCAGCUUGAGGCGUAUGCUUAUGGGUGCAAAGCGGCUAUAACAAACGCGGGCGACCGUCUAACAGCAGAUGAAAAAGACGCCGUAGAAAGAGAGUGCACAAACCAACUGCGAUGGCUCGAACAGCAUCCGGACGCGUCCAAAUCAGACCUAGAAGCUCACUUGAAGGAGGCUGAAAAGGUAUGCCAGCCGGCCAUGAUGAAGCUACAUGGAGCAGUGGGUGGCGGAGGGCCGAGCUGCGCCCGCAGACCUAGCGAUGAUGGACCUAGAGUCACUGAACUCAAUUAAAUAUUAUGGUAGAGUCAGACCAAAAUAAUUCUACAGCGUUUUUUAUAGCACACCAGGCGAUCUAGCAUAGGUUGUGUUCUCGCGUGCGAUUCCAUAUACUUGAAGUCGCGCUAGAUGUAUGGAGUCGCGCACGAGAACGAAACUCAUGCUAGACCGACAGACGUGUAGGCAAGUGUUUUUUUUAACGUCAUAAUUUCAUAGAAGUUUGACGUUUAAAAUAACACUUGCACGUCUGUGCUAUAAGAAUCUAUGCAAGAGUUAUCUUGGUCAGACUCUAGUAAAAUUGGACAGUCGUGUAAUCAGAAAUCAUUUAUAAUGUACCUUAUGUUUAAAAAAGAAAGCGUUUAAUA